This is a messenger RNA of Cervus elaphus (red deer), 4537 nucleotides long. It is a transcript of the gene H6PD, whose product is annotated as hexose-6-phosphate dehydrogenase/glucose 1-dehydrogenase. The transcript has 7 exons. Gene Ontology annotation, molecular function: NADP binding; glucose-6-phosphate dehydrogenase activity; 6-phosphogluconolactonase activity. The record is from RefSeq and is a predicted model, not a curated record. NCBI's taxonomy places the organism in Eukaryota, Metazoa, Chordata, Mammalia, Artiodactyla, Cervidae. Bases 708 to 3077 code for a protein of 789 amino acids. Gene Ontology annotation, cellular component: endoplasmic reticulum. Gene Ontology annotation, biological process: glucose metabolic process; pentose-phosphate shunt; pentose-phosphate shunt, oxidative branch.
GCGUCUCCGCCUCCGCCGCCAGCCCCGGCUCAGUCCCACUGCGCGCGCCCCUCGCCCGGUCCUGCUGCGCGCGCGCGCGUCGUAGGCCCGGGGGCCCCUCUCCGCGCGCCCCUGGCCCGGCCCUAUUGCGCGCGCGCGUCCCAGGGCCUGGGCCCCACUGCGCGCGCGCCGAGGCCGCAGGGGUUUGACGCCCAGGCCCAGAGGGUCAGCCGCGCUCUCGGACACUGACGUGUCUCGGGUUGGGCCGGGACCGGGCGGUCGGGCCGGACUCGGCCUCGCCCCCCAUCCCCCGCUCGCCGCCCCCGGCGUCGCUGGCGAAACCCGAGUGCGCGUUAGGCGCGGGGCCGCGUGACGCGCACCUGUCGGGGCUGGCCGGGCGGGCGGAAGAGAAUGCGCCGGGCCCCGACCUGGCCUGAGCCCGGCCAGCAGCACCGCGCGGCCCGCUCCGCCCCCGACGUUUCCCGGAGAAGCGGCCGGCUCUGACGGGCGUGAUGAACACUGGCCUUGGCGGGGACUUGGAGAAUGGGAGAGCCAGGGAGUAAGAAUUGAACAUAUCCAGCCCUACGGCCUCAGUCUGAACAGAAGGCCAGAGAAGGGCAAGCUCCCGGCCCACUGGCUGCUUGGCACAGAAACCAGGCUGUGAGGAGGGAGAGCGAAGCUGCGACUGAAACAUUUUCCUGCGAAACAGGCGCCCAGGCGUCUGGAAGAUGCUCAUGGCGGCUGUGUGCGUGGCUCUGCUCAGCGGCUUGCAGGCCCAGGAUCUCCCCGGACAGGUCUCCAUCAUCCUGCUGGGAGCCACCGGGGACCUGGCCAGAAAGUACCUGUGGCAGGGCCUGUUCCAUCUGUACCUGGAGGAGGUGGGGAAGGGCCACCAUUUUCGCUUCCAUGGGACUGCUCUGACGAGCACCGAGCAGGGCCAAGAGGUCAUCGCCAAGGUCCUGGAGUCCCUGUCCUGCCCCGGGGACAUGGCCCCAGGUCACUGUGCUGAACUAAAGGCUCAGUUCCAGCAGCUGAGUGAGUACCGCCGGCUGAAGACGCCUGAGGACUACCUGGCCCUGAGCAAGGACAUCAAGGCCCAGGUCGAGCACGAAGGCCUCCGGGAGACUGGCCGAAUUUUCUACCUCUCAGUGCCGCCCUUUGCCUACGUGGACAUCGCCCGCAACAUCAACAGCAGCUGCCGGCCAGGCCCCGGUGCCUGGCUGCGCGUCGUGCUUGAGAAACCCUUUGGCCAUGACCUCCACUCUGCCCAACAGCUGGCUGCAGAACUGGGGAGCUUUUUCCAGGAAGAGGAGAUGUACCGGGUGGACCAUUACCUGGGCAAGCAGGUAGUGGCCCAGAUCCUGCCUUUCCGAGACCAGAACCGUGCGGCCCUGGACGGCCUCUGGAACCGGCACCACGUGGAGCGGGUGGAGGUCGUCAUGAAAGAGACACUGGACGUGCAAGGCCGCACCAGCUUCUACGAGGAGUACGGCGUCAUCCGCGACGUCCUGCAGAACCACCUGACAGAGGUCCUCAUGCUGGUGGCCAUGGAGCUGCCCGUCAACCUCAGCAGCCCGGAGGCCGUGCUGCAGCACAAGCUCCAGGCCUUCGCGGCGCUGCGGGGCCUGCAGAGGCACAGUGCUGUGCUGGGCCAGUACCAGGCCUACAGUGGGCAGGUGCGCGGGGAGCUGCAGAAGCCAGACAGCUUCCACAGCCUGACGCCGACCUUCGCAGGCAUCCUCAUUCACAUAGACAACCUCCGCUGGGAGGGCGUCCCGUUCAUCCUGAUGUCGGGCAAAGUCUUGGAUGAGAGAGUGAGCUACGUGCGGAUCUUGUUCAAGAACCAGGCAUUCUGUGUCCAGAGCGAGAAGCACUGGGUUGCUGCCCAGAGCCGCUGCCUGCCCCGACAGAUCAUCUUCUACAUCGGCCACGGCGAGCUGGGCAGCCCUGCCGUGCUGGUCAGCAGGAAUCUCUUCCGGCCGGCCCUGCCCUCUGCCAGCUGGAAGGAAGUGGAGGGCCGGCCCGGGCUGCGCCUCUUCGGCCUCCCACUCUCCGAUUACUACGCCUACAGCCCCGUGCGGGAGCAGGAUGCCUACUCCCUGCUCAUCUCUCACAUCUUCCACUGCCGGAAGGACUCCUUCGUCACCACGGAGAACCUGCUGGCCUCCUGGGUCUUCUGGACGCCCUUGCUGGACAGCCUGGCCCACGAGGUCCCGCGCCUGUACCCAGGAGGAGCAGAGAACGGACAGCUGUUGGACUUCGCGUUCAGCGGCGGCCACCUGUCCUUCUCCCAGCCGCGGCCGGAGCAGCUGGUGCCAGGGCCAGACUCCGCUCCGCUGCCCAGCGACUUCCAGGUCCUCAGGGCCAAGUACCGAGAGAGCCCGCUGAUCUCGGCCUGGCCCGAGGAGCUGAUCGCCAGGCUGGCGGGAGACAUCGAGGCUGCCGCCGUGCGGGCUGUGCGGCGCUUUGGCGAGUUCCACCUGGCACUCUCGGGCGGCUCGAGCCCGGUGGCCCUGUUCCAGCAGCUGGCCACAGGGCACUACAGCUUCCCGUGGGCCCACACGCACCUGUGGCUGGUGGACGAGCGCUGCGUGCCGCUCUGGGACCCCGAGUCCAACUUCCAGGGCCUGCAGACACACCUGCUGCAGCACGUGCGGGUCCCCCACUACAACGUCCACCCCAUGCCCGUGCACCGGCGUCAGCGUCUCUGCGCCGAGGAGGACCAGGGCACCCAGGCCUAUGCCGAGGAGAUCUCUGCCCUCGUGACCAACAGCAGCUUCGACCUGGUGCUGCUGGGCAUGGGCACCGACGGACACACGGCCUCCCUCUUCCCACAGUCGCCCGCCGGCCUGGAUGGCGAGCAACUGGUGGUGCUGACCACGAGCCCCUCCAGCCCGCACCGGCGCAUGAGCCUCAGCCUGCCCCUCAUCAACCGCGCCCGGAAGGUGGCUGUGCUGGUCAUGGGCAGGAUGAAGCGUGAGAUCGCUAUGCUGGUCAGCCGCGUGGGCCACGAGCCCAAGAAGUGGCCCAUCUCAGGCGUCCUGCCAGAUUCUGGCCAGCUGGUGUGGUACAUGGAUUAUGACGCAUUUCUGGGGUGAUGGAACUUUGCCCUUUGCUCACCCCCAUCCUCCCCUUCAUUCACCCUCUCUCUACCCUCUCAGUCCUGCCCCCCCACCCGCAUGUGCCGUCCUCUCUGGAAUCUGACACCUCAGGGUCAGGCCUCCAGUGGGGAAGGACAAGACCCUGUCCCAACCCUGCGGCAGUCCCCAUCUGGUGGUGGGCCCCCAUGGAACAAGGAAGAGACGGCAGCUCUGCUCUUGAAAAUCUACAGAUCCAAGUCAGGGGAGGAACAUCCACCUUAAAUAAAGGCCUGCAGCAGUUACAUGUGGGCAUCCACCAGCGCAAACAGGACUGUCUGAAAGCUCCCUGCUGGAGCAGGUGCAAUCAGGGAGUGGUUAACCAGGAGGUACGUGUGGGCCAGGCACCUUGGACCGCCUCCAGCAGAAAAGCAGAGCGUGAAUGGUGGAGCCCAGGUGCCCACCUUGAGCCACGAGCACCUGCUAGGACCUGCCAUCCUUUUCUUCUCCAGCCUCCAGCUCAGCCUGCUAUCCAGUCCCCUCCAGGGCCACCUCCACCUGCUCUGCAUCUCAGGUCCUGUCUUCCUAGACCUCGCCAGGGAGGUCUUCCCACCCGCUCUGCUGCUUUGCUGUCCCUCAGACACCCUAGCAACAAACGCUAGGAUGUGGAAACGGAUCCAGGAAUCUUGCGACUGUGCCGUGGAGCUCCUUUUCUCAGUAGGUGGACUUUACCAAUGGCAGGAGGCGCCGGUUCCCCAGCUCCGUCAGGGAGGACCCCUGCCCCAGGCACGUGCCCCUGUCUCCAGCCUCAGCCCUGCUGGAGCCUGUCUUUUGUGGGGCGGGCAGGCGCCAAUAGCGUGGACCUGCCACCGCAGCCAGAUAGCUCUGCGUGAAACACUGAAACACACUGGACAGAGUUGGUCAGGCCAUUCCUGGGAUCUGCAUUGAAGAGGAUCCUUUGUGUCUCAGGGGACUUCCCCAAUGAGUGUUUCCACUCUCAGUGUCCCCUCUUGUUUUACCUGAAAAGAUCAAGUUAAAUCUUUCUCUUAUGGUAACAUCUUACCUGGGGGGAGUGAGAUGUGACAUCAGGGCACCCAGACCAUCCAGGCGCUCCGACCCUCACCCAGCUGGACCCAGGCCUUCCUGGCAGGGCGGCUGCGGCCCACUUCAGCAGUGGCUGUCCACCGCCGUCCCAGGGCCUUUGCUGGUUGUCAGCACCAAGAAGGGGCGACUGCUGCCCAACCUCUCACACUACCUCGUGGAGGCAUCGGCCUCUUGUGUGCCAGCCCCUCCUGCCACUGCUCACCUCACCACUAACACAUCGCUGAAGACUUGGGGGGGCGGUCCCGGUUGAGCUUCUCAUUUAGAGUGAACGGGUGCUCCUGAGAAGCCCUGAGCCAAUAACAGCUGUUUCUCUGAAACCCCCAAGUGGUGGGGGGCAUCUACAAAAUUGUUUUAUAAAAAAGUGAAACUUCUCAAAA